Molecule: messenger RNA, 1381 nt
Organism: Drosophila sechellia
Lineage: Eukaryota; Metazoa; Arthropoda; Insecta; Diptera; Drosophilidae
Product: lysosomal aspartic protease
Exons: 1
Coding region: 73-1290 (405 amino acids)
Biological process (GO): cell death; proteolysis
Cellular component (GO): lysosome
Molecular function (GO): aspartic-type endopeptidase activity
Source: RefSeq, a predicted model, not a curated record
CUAGCCCCAGACGAUAAAGAGGGCAGCACAAUAUCUUUUGUUAGAAAAGCUCAGAGUUCUCAUUAAAUCAUAAUGCUGAAGUGGCUGGUCCUGUUGACCAUCUUGGCGCUGGUCAGUGCUGAGAUCCACCGCAUCAAGAUCCACAAGAACCAGGAUCACAAGAACACCCGGCAGCAUCGCAAGCAGGCUAUCCAGGCCCUGAAGCAGAAGUACCACCAGCAGGACGCAGUCAUCAUUUACGACGAUGGAGUUCCGAUUUACGUGCAGCCCGACUACGGAUACGAUUAUCCCAGCCAACCCUCGGACGACUACACAUCCGAGGAGCUGGGCAACUCGAUGAACAUGUACUACUACGGCCUGAUUGGCAUUGGCACCCCGGAGCAGUACUUCAAGGUGGUCUUCGACACGGGUUCGGCCAACCUGUGGGUGCCAUCUUCCCAGUGCCUGGCCACGGAUGUGGCUUGCCAGCAGCACAACCAGUACAACUCCAGUGCCUCCUCCACCUUUGUGUCCAGCGGCCAGAACUUCUCCAUCCAGUACGGAACCGGCAGUGUCUCCGGCUAUCUGGCCAUGGAUACGGUGACCAUCAACGGCUUGGCCAUCGCGAACCAGACCUUCGGAGAGGCGGUUUCCCAGCCGGGAGCCAGCUUCACCGACGUGGCGUUCGAUGGCAUCCUGGGCAUGGGUUACCAGCAGAUCGCCGAGGACAACGUGGUGCCGCCGUUCUACAAUCUCUACGAGGAAGGUCUUAUCGAUGAGCCAGUCUUUGGUUUCUACCUGGCUCGGAAUGGCUCUGCCGUGGAGGGUGGCCAGCUGACCCUGGGUGGAACCGACCAGAACCUCAUCGCCGGUGAGAUAACCUACACACCCGUCACCCAGCAGGGCUACUGGCAGUUCUCUGUGAACAACAUCACCUGGAAUGGAACCGUGAUCUCGAGCGGAUGCCAGGCAAUCGCCGAUACUGGAACCUCCCUCAUCGCCGCUCCUUCGGCAGCCUACAUCCAGCUGAACAACCUGAUUGGAGGCGUUCUCAUCCAGGGCGAAUACUACGUGCCCUGCUCCACUGUUUCCUCCCUGCCCGUUCUGACCAUCAACAUCGGUGGCACCAACUUCUACCUGCCCCCCUCGGUUUACAUCCAAACCUAUACCGAGGGCAACUACACCACCUGCAUGUCCACCUUCACCGAUAUCGGAACGGGCUUCUGGAUCCUGGGAGACGUCUUCCUGGGUCAGUACUACUCCGAAUUCGAUUUCGGUCAGAACCGCGUGGGUUUCGCCACUCUGGCCUAGACCUUUAACGAACGAACAAACGACAUACUAUCUAGGAUUACCUUGCUUAUAAAAAUACAAAAAAAUAAAUCUUAUACAAUUGAAUAACUAA